AUGAGUCCUCAGUCUCAGUUUCAGUACCAAACCAUCCUUCCCGCACCCGACACCUCGGGAGGCCCUGGCGGUCAAGACCCAGAUAAACGGGUUGGUAAGCGGAGACGUGCCAACAGGCCCAAUGCCUGUGAGAACUGCCGUGUCAAAAAAGCCCGUUGCGACGGAAAAAGACCCAGCUGUUCAAAGUGUGAGAGAUGGGGCACCACCUGUGUCUACAGCGUCGACCAUGUGUCCAACGUAGAAAGGGAGCUCAAGGAGCACCGUGAUGUUCUCGAGCUGCUGCUCUCCCUGCCUGAAGACCAAGCCCUCGCUGCUCAUCGCCAGUUGAGAGGCGCGAGUAACCUGGCCGAUGUCUUGUCUUCGCUGCAGGGCAGUAUGCAUGGGAGGCACCAGCCUUCUAUUAUACGGACUGCCCAGGCCAUAUCCCCGCCCACAUCAUCAAGUCUCGAGUUUGAGCUGACGGUGCGGCAUCGCAUGGCGUAUCCCACCCUGUUUCCCUUGGACCUUGCCUCUUUGAGCGCUGAUCCCCGGUUGAGACCUGUUCAGAGAUCGUCCCAGGGUCAGGGUCUUUUACUUGAAGGCUCAUCUCCGUCUGACACCACGUCACCUUCGACAUCAUCUAGUAAUAGCCACGCUACACCCAGCAAUAGUCAUGCUACACCCAGCACCCAGUCGGUUAAACAAGAGGAAGAGUCUGUCGGACCCCAUCGCGACACGUACUGUGACGACAGACUACACAGAUUGCGAAUCGGAUACUGGACCGGCGUAUCCAUCCAAGACCAAGUCGCUGCCAGUGCUAUUUCCCAUUACCUCCAAAGCAACCACACCAUUUUCGGCUUCUUCGACCCCAACCUUUUCAUACACGAUCUCGUCGAGCAUCGCCAUGACUACUGCUCCUCAUUUCUAGUGAAUGCCCUUCUGGCCCACGCCUGUCAAGGUUACUCGGUAGUUGACAAAACAGUCGGCGCCCUGAGUCAAGAUUUUGUAAGAGACGCUGGUGUUUUGUGGCGCGCUGAGAGAUCGACCGACUCGCUUGUCAAUGUAGCUGCCAUUCUCAUGCUAAGCGUCAGUUGCCAUCUGCAGAGAUCAGAUAUUGAUAGUCAGGAUCUUCUCGACGAUGGGCGCGUCAUGGCGGAGCGGAUGAAGCUCUUUGGCGUGCGGCAUACACCUGAAAAUGCAGCGUCGUUUGAAGCUAUGGAGCCUGAUGUGAAGCGUGCAACAGCCCACACAGCCUGGGGCGCAUACAGCUACCUCACACUCAACUCCUUCUGGGUCCCAACGAGACCCAUCACGUUCCCACCCAUGUUUCCCGUUCCUGGUAGAAAUGACCAAGAUAUGUUCGAUGAAAGGUUAGCAGUUCACUGGCCUCGACACUUCAUACCUGACUAUACAGGCAAAACGUUUCAAGCGCUGUGUGAGCUGUGGACUAUCAUGCAAGAGGUUGUGGCUGUUUACUUUGCGCAGCAUGGUGGGACCAUGAGGAUUCCUCUGGCUUUUGUCGAGGCAAAGUAUCAAAAGAUCUUGUCUUUUACUGACUCUCUGCCGCCAGAGAUGUCAUCUAUUAACCCAAGUCAGAUGUCUGACCAUGUGCUGGCGUUCAAGUAA
Messenger RNA from Fusarium graminearum PH-1, 1605 nucleotides. RefSeq lists its product as uncharacterized. Gene Ontology annotation, biological process: regulation of DNA-templated transcription. NCBI's taxonomy places the organism in Eukaryota, Fungi, Ascomycota, Sordariomycetes, Hypocreales, Nectriaceae. The record is from RefSeq and is a predicted model, not a curated record. The transcript has 4 exons. The coding region runs from base 1 to 1605 and encodes 534 amino acids. Gene Ontology annotation, molecular function: DNA-binding transcription factor activity, RNA polymerase II-specific; zinc ion binding.